Molecule: messenger RNA, 387 nt
Organism: Osmerus eperlanus (European smelt)
Lineage: Eukaryota; Metazoa; Chordata; Actinopteri; Osmeriformes; Osmeridae
Gene: tatdn3
Product: TatD DNase domain containing 3
Exons: 4
Coding region: 9-284 (91 amino acids)
Source: RefSeq, a predicted model, not a curated record
UCUGCCCCAUGGCCCAGCAGAGAGAGGGACAGCUGUCUGUGUUCACCCAACAGCUCCAGAUAGCCAAGGAGCUGGACCUGCCUGUAUACCCUGACCUGGUGGCCCCAUGUGUUGGAGUCCAUCCUAUCCAGGGAUGGGGGACCACAGAACAGCGUAGCACCACAGUCCAGAAAGACAAGCUUAUCAAGCAGAUUCCUCUGGAACACAUCUGCCUGGAGACUGACUCCCCUGCUCUGGGAUUCGACAAACAGAUGAGGAAUGAGCCUUGUCCGUUUGUCAGGUGAAUACAUAGCCCAGGUGAAGGGCCCGGUGCCUCAGACUGUCCAGCAGGCCCCGUCACACAACGCUCUCAUGCUCUUCCAGAAGAUCAGGACCCACACUCAAAAG